GCCUGAUCAAGCCAGGCGGAUGAAAGUAGAGGCGCACUGUGGGGAGAGAGGAAAAAGUUCUCAACCAGGAGAGGCAGGACUACUCUUACGGAGCCCCUGCAGUCUCACAUUUAUGCCUCUAAAAAGACUUUCCCCUCCAUCAUUUUGUAUUUUUGCUCUGUAAACACUGCUUUUGGGGUUCGAGGGGAGAAAUCCUACUUUUUUUUUUUUCUUUUUUUUUUUUUUUUUUUCUUUUUUUUCUAACUUAAGUCAAAGCACCAGCACCAUGGAGCUGCUCUGCCUCGAAAUGGACACCAUCAUACGAGCUCGUCCCGAUCCGAACCUCCUAUGCGAUGACAGAGUUCUGCAGAGCUUAUUGACCAUAGAGGAGAGGUUUCUACCCCAAUAUUCUUAUUUCAAAGGCGUCCAGAAAGAUAUCCAGCCGUUUAUGAGGAGGAUGGUCGCGACUUGGAUGUUGGAGGUUUGUGAGGAGCAGAAGUGCGAGGAAGAAGUUUUUCCCUUGGCCAUGAACUACUUAGACAGAUUUUUAGCCGUGGUACCCACCAAAAAGUGUAACCUGCAGCUGCUUGGAGCAGUGUGCAUGUUUCUUGCAUCCAAAUUGAAAGAGACUCGUCCAUUAACCGCAGAGAAGCUUUGCAUCUACACAGAUAACUCCAUCAGACCACAAGAACUGCUGGAGUGGGAACUGGUGGUGUUGGGGAAAUUGAAGUGGAAUCUGGCAGCAGUGACACCCAACGACUUUAUCGAGCACAUCGUGAGGAGGCUGCCGCUGCCUGAGGAUAAGCUGGCACUUAUACGCAAACAUGUCCAGACUUUCAUUGCCCUCUGCGCCACAGAUUUCGGAUUCGCCAUGUAUCCUCCCUCCAUGAUUGCCACAGGAAGUGUGGGAGCAGCGAUCUGUGGCCUACAGCUAGAUUCAGCUGACCAAUCACAGUGGGGCGACAGUCUGACAGACCUGCUGGCAAAAAUCACAAACACAGAAGUGGAUGUUCUCAAAGAGUGCCAGGAGCAGAUCGAGCGUGUGUUGGUGAGCAGUCUGCGCGAAGGGCGGCAGCAGCAACAGCAGCAGCAGCAACAGACGCAGCGAGGCCCCAGCGGCAAAGGUCUGGACGAGCUGGACCAGUCCUCCACCCCGACAGACGUCCGCGAUGUCAACUUGUGAACCACCAGAGGGCAUCAUUGCACGGGAUUUACAGAAAAAAAGCAUCAUGAAAAAAACCCUCAAUUUUCUUAAAAGCAGAAAAAAAGAACAAAAGAACAAAAAUUAAAAAAAAAAAACACAAGCUUUUAAAGAAAAAGAACAAUGCUUGCUAGUUUUUUUUGUAGAUUUUCUGUUCUUCAAGUCAAAACACCUGCCCUCGAAAUAGAUUUUCUAUGAUGUUCUAGUUCUAAAAGCCACAAAUUUGAUACAACAUGAAGCUUUUUUGGUGCCUUGGAUAUACAGAAGGGAAGCCAAUCAUAUUUGCAUUCUGCCUUUGAUUGUAUAGUAUGAUCUUUAAGUUAUAUUUUAACCAUAGCUUGAUUAUGAGGCUAUUAAGUUGUGGAAACCAUUCAGAAAUUGCUUUCGUGGGAUCACAGUGAGGGUUUUUUUUUUUUUUUUUCUCUGUUUGAGUUCUAUCACUUUUAUAUUUGUGGCUGGUAAAAAGAAGACUCGUAUUUGAGCUCCAUCGGUCCACAUGGAUGAGACAAACAGAGAACACGAUCUAAAAAAAUCAAGGGUCCCAGUUCCAUGGAAUAGAUGGGAUUCUAAUUAUUAUGGUUAGUAUUAGUAAUAAUUAUUAUUAAUAAUAUUAUUGGUCAUAUUUGAAAUGAGUAGUAGAAAUCAAUAAGCUCCUUUUGUCAGGCUGCUUGUGAGUGUGUCUGUAUGUGAGUGGGUAUGGCGGUGUACACACAUGCCUAUGUAUGUGUGUGUGUGUGUGUGUGUGUGGAUGGUGUGAAUGCUACAUGUGUAUCUAUAUUAGCAGUGUGCAUCCUAAGGUGAGAGGCACUUGAGCAAAUGUUUGAGUCAAGUCGUAGACAGUGCAGUUUAAUGUUAAAAUAUUACGGAGCCAGCCGAGGCUACACAUACUUUGUCCAUCAGUAUAACAGGGCAUCUAUGCUAUAUCACUGCCUUCAUGCAUUAACAAUGUAUCAUGGUUCAUUGUUAGUCGACAAUAAACUCAUGUGCAAAGGACUAUGAGUGAGACAGAAAAGGAUUUUUAAAAAAAGAUGAUACGGGCGAAGAGACUUUCACUUACAGCCCCUUAUGUUUCUUAGAGCAUUUUUUCUGAGGUGUGUUGCACCUCAGACUCAGAGGUCAGGAGAGGUGUGUGUUCAUAUCUGCUAUUCUGUUAAUGAAAUGUUGCCAGAUACUUUUUCACAUUGUUACAAUAUGGUGUUUCCUUAGUUGUGAAGGGCUGCUUUGACAGAGGAGUAACGACCUCUCACAUGGGCAGAAUGUGUGACUCAUGUGAAAACCAGCAGAGGGCGAUGUCCUGAAGAGUCUAAAGAUGGUGCUUUACAAAAAAGAAAAAAAAAAGAUGUGUGGAAGGACAUUAGACUCAUCUGUAUUAGCAGGGAAGGAAUUAGGUGUGGAGUGGAAAGGGUUGGAAAGCGCAGGUAUUGCAACUAAGAAGUCACUGUUGAACUGUGGAAGGCGCAUUAGUGCAUGACACAGGAUGGUAGGACAGAGAGGAGUUUAGCGGUGCAGGAGCAUGCUGCUGUGAAGGAGACGAUGAUGUACAGCCAGGGGCUGGAAAACGAUUACAAACAGGCUGCCCAAACGCCUCACUAUGUCACAUUGAUAUCUGAAAAUCUUGACAGAAUCAACACAUGCGUCUUGCAAUGGAUGUCAAAUGAACAAAAAAAUGGUUCCAAAUACAUGGAAAUUAAAUGAGGAACUAAGACUGUACGACCAUGUGAGGAUGAACUUUCUUGGGGGUGUUAGAAGAGAACAUGAUGAGAAAAUACUGUCAAUGCAUCUGGAGUCCCACAUAGGGUUGUUUUCAGCUCCCCUAUAUGAUUUCAAUGGCAAAGCACUUUGAAAACAUGCUCCCCAGGAGAUAAGUAAAAUGAAAUGCGUGGUGAUUGGAGAUGAAUGGAUGUUUCCUUUUUCCUUGUUAGCCUUUUCUUUGGUUUACUUUGUAGGGCUGGUUUCCCAAUCGUCAGACAUACCCUUGUCAAGCAAGAGUCAAAUUUUAAAGGCUUUCCACAACUUACGAUGAGAGGACAUUCCGAUUUAAAAAAAGAAAAAAGAAGAAAAAAAGAAAAAAAAAAACAUUCCUGUUGGAGCAAAAUGCUGUUGUGGAGUCUGGCUGAAAAUCUGUAAACGAAACAGCAAGAUGAAUUGGAAAAGAUUCACUGACCCAUGGGUUCUGUUUUAUUUUUUUAUUACUUUAUCAAGAAAUGAAUUAUUUGUUUUACUUGAAUUUUGUUUUCUUCUUAUUUAUCUGCAUCACAGCCACAGAUAGUCACACAGGGCGAGCAGUGAGCUACAAGAAAGGGUGGUCGAACAUCCAAUAUUUGCACAUGUUCUUCAGAGGGCAAUGAGGUUUGCAAUUGUAAGACAGAGCAGAGCCUCUGGUCAAAACCACCUUAAUGAUGUGUGUUGUAGUGGUUGGUCAGUUUAUUAUUAUUUUUUUCUUCUUUUUUUAUGGUGCUGGCUUGUAAUUUGCUCAGAUGUAAGCCUAUUGCCUGUCAAGUCAACACAUCUUUCCCCUGUGUGCUUUGCUGCUUCAAGUCAGUUUCGUGGGGGUUUAACCAUCAGGCAGACAUCAGCACAAAACAAGAGCAGCAACGUGUCUUUGACUUAUGCUUGAGUUUUUUUCAUGACGGUAUGUGACUUUGCUGAGUGUAUGUUUGUCAGACUAGAGACAACUGGGGGGAUCUAGAUUUUAGCGAUGUUUUUCAGUAAAACUGGGCAAUUUAAUUUCCACUUGCCAAAACAUCCCUGUCUGAAUAUUUGAUACGACCCCCUUCAUUCUGCCUCUGUUUGCCUGAUGUAAGCUCUCUCCCAAACUUAAUGGUUGUGAUUUUCUUUCCUGCAAUUUGUUGUUGCAUGUGUUAUGUAUUGAGACCACCCUUUCAAUUUGUGUUUGAUAUAUUUUAUGGGGUGACCAGACCCACAAAAGGGUUUUCUAAGAUUUAGAGAUACUGUAUUCCAAAGUGAAGAGAGGACAGAGGAGGAGGUGUGAAGACAUCAAGAAAAAAGUGUCAAUAUUUUUAUUGAGUUUUUGUUGUCUUUUUGCGCUGCUAAAAGCUAUGAAUUUGUUUCAUUUAUACAAAAAAUAACAUUACCUAGUUGUGAUGUGUCACUUGAGUGUGCUGCUAUUUUAUAAACAUUUGUAUUAUAAUAUAAUUAUUUUACUGCUUAAGAGAUACAUUCAGAAAAACGAAGUAGAUGGUGAUAGAAGAACAUGAAAUGAGUAUUCGACUGGAAAUGUUCUUUGUACAGUUUGACAGUUUGCUUAGAUAGCAUGUCUCCUUUUCCCCCUUUUUUUUUUAAAUCUAUUUUGCUCUCCUUCUUCGGUCACAUUCUGCAUCAGUGGUAUUUCCUAUACCUCAGGAUUACUGGACAAAAUAAACACAAACCAAUUCAUCGCCUAUACCUCUGUCGUUAGGGAGCCUGGAACAGAGAAGAAAGAAAACUGAGGUGGAAAAGAAAUAUUUGUGGAUGAUUCUCUUUGAUUUAGUGUGGAAACACCUUACUCAGUGAGACGGGAAAUAGAAAAUAUGCAAGGCUCCCACUUGGACUUGAUGUAUAUUGGAGGGGGGGUUUGGUGGGGAGGGGGACAUGAUAACAUUGCAGCAUUGUGUUUGGGUAUUUGUACCGGAGACAUUUGUGUUUAUGUUGGUGCUACAUCUGAUUUGUUGUGUGCAGGGGAGGGAAAACCAGCAUUCCUAUGACAGCCAAAGUACAGCUGUUGCUUUAUACAACUACACUCACUCUUGAAUGUCAGUAAAUAUGGAUUCUGUAAGUGAGAAAGAUAUGCUUUGGUCUGAAAUAUUCUGCGUGUAUACUAUUGUAACUACCACAAAAGAAUAAGUUGAGCUACACCUGUCAUUUCCAACCAUAAAUAUUCUGAUAUCUGGAAAUUUCAAUGGUGCAGAUUUCCCUUUGAGUGCCUCCCCCCCUCCACUAUAACUCAUAUUAUGUACCUCAAAUGUCUGUUGCACAACCUCUGUUCAAUAAAUUUCUGCUUUAAAGGGUGUGACACCACAUCAA
Messenger RNA from Sphaeramia orbicularis (orbiculate cardinalfish), 5203 nucleotides. RefSeq names its product cyclin D2, a (gene ccnd2a). Lineage: Eukaryota; Metazoa; Chordata; Actinopteri; Kurtiformes; Apogonidae. The record is from RefSeq and is a predicted model, not a curated record. The transcript has 5 exons. Bases 266 to 1162 code for a protein of 298 amino acids.